Kwoniella botswanensis is the source of this 1191-nucleotide messenger RNA. RefSeq names its product S-adenosylmethionine synthase. NCBI's taxonomy places the organism in Eukaryota, Fungi, Basidiomycota, Tremellomycetes, Tremellales, Cryptococcaceae. The record is from RefSeq and is a predicted model, not a curated record. Gene Ontology annotation, biological process: S-adenosylmethionine biosynthetic process. The transcript has 4 exons. Gene Ontology annotation, molecular function: ATP binding; methionine adenosyltransferase activity. The coding region runs from base 1 to 1191 and encodes 396 amino acids. Gene Ontology annotation, cellular component: cytosol.
AUGACUGGCGUAUUGAAUGGAAACGGACCUUCUGCCGAGCUCGCUCCUGGCCACUUCCUUUUCACCUCCGAAUCCGUAGGUGAAGGUCACCCAGACAAGAUCUGUGAUCAAGUCUCAGAUGCUAUCCUUGAUGCUUGUCUUGCCCAAGACCCUUUCUCCAAGGUCGCCUGUGAAACCGCCGCUAAAACCGGUAUGAUCAUGGUUUUCGGUGAAAUCACCACCAAGGCUCAAGUCGACUACCAGAAAGUCGUCCGAGACACUAUCAAACAAAUCGGUUACGAUUCAUCCGACAAGGGAUUCGACUACAAGACCUGUAACGUCUUGGUUGCCAUUGAACAACAAUCUCCCGAUAUCGCUCAAGGUUUGGACCAUGGUGCUCUUGAGAAGAUCGGUGCCGGUGAUCAAGGUAUCAUGUUCGGUUACGCUACCGACGAGACCCCCGAGAUGAUGCCCCUCACCAUCAUGCUUUCCCACAAGCUCAACGCCGCCAUGGCUGCCGCUCGACGAGACGGUUCUCUCGGUUGGUUGAGACCGGACUCCAAGACCCAGGUCACCGUUGAAUACAAGAAGGGUGAAGAUGGAGCAAUGGUCCCCAUCCGAGUCGACACCGUCGUUAUCUCCACUCAACACGCCGAGGAAAUCACCACUGAAGAUCUCCGAUCUGAGAUCUUGGAGAAGAUCAUCAAGAAGGUCAUCCCUAAGAACUUGUUAGAUGACAAGGUCAUCUACCACAUCCAACCUUCUGGACGAUUCGUCAUUGGUGGACCUCAAGGUGAUGCCGGUCUGACCGGACGAAAGAUCAUCGUUGACACCUACGGUGGAUGGGGUGCUCACGGUGGUGGUGCCUUCUCUGGAAAAGAUUGGUCCAAGGUAGACCGAUCUGCUGCCUACACUGCUCGAUGGAUCGCCAAAUCCCUCGUUGCUGCCGGUCUCGCCCGAAGAGCUUUGGUUCAACUUUCUUACGCCAUCGGUGUUGCCGAACCUCUCUCCAUCUUCGUUGACACUUACGGUACCGGUAAGAAGAGCGAUGCUGAAUUGGUCCAAAUCGUUCGACAAAACUUUGACCUCCGACCUGGACUUAUCGUCAAGGCCCUCAACCUCCAACAACCCCAAUACCUCAAGACCGCCGCUUACGGUCACUUCGGUAACCCCGCUUACUCAUGGGAACAACCUAAACAACUCAACUUCUAA